CCUGCACAAGCCGUUCCCUUCACGGCGUCCGCUGGCACUAGAAACGACCUCACUUUUUGUUUCUUUCCACCACCAGCAAAAGCAGCAGCCACCUUGUUUGGGCAUAUACGGCGUGGUGUGGUCAACUCGAUCACUUCCGGGGCGCCUAUCACACGCCCGAUAGUGGUGUAGAUCAUCAUGUCUUCCCUCCUCAAUAGCAACUUCCUCCGGACCAACCCCGUCGUUCUAGCCCUUCGUCGGAAGGGCGUAUCCAUACGGCACGUUGCAGUCGCCACUGGACUUGCGCUCUCGCUAUGCGUGCUCUAUUACAACUAUCUGCCACGGCGGGAGGUUGUCCUGUUUCCCGAGGAGGUCAUCUACUAUCCGCCAGAGACGCAGGAAACAUGGUCGGCCAGGGCGGAGCAGGUCAAGGCCGCAUUUCUGCAUGCGUAUCAUGGGUACGAGAAGUACGCAAUGCCAGCGGACGAGCUAAGGCCCUUGAGCAAGACCAAGGCAGCUGACAAAUUCAACGGGUGGGGAGUGACUGCUGUCGAUUCCCUUGAUACUAUGCUUCUCAUGGGUCUAAACGAGGAGUUCGAGAGAGCCCUGCCGAUUGUGCAGAACAGCAAUUACAGUCUCCCGACAAACACCAGAGUGCCCUUCUUCGAGACCGUCAUUCGAUAUAUGGGUGGUAUGCUUUCCGCCUAUGCGAUGUCAAAGGAGGAAAUCCUUCGCACCCGCGCCGGCGACCUUGGGACGAUCUUGACCCCUGCGUUUGACUCUGCCAGUGGAUUCCCGACAUUUGGGGUGGACACAGUCAAGGGAAAUUCGGAUGGUAUGAAAAUUGGGAUUCUGGCAGAAAUCGCCAGUUACCAGAUGGAGUACGCAUACUUGGGCAAGAUUACAGGCAAGAAGUCGCACGUUGAUCAUGCAAGAAAAGCGACAGAAUUAUUGCAAGCCGCGAAUCUUACCGUGAGCGCCGGCGCGUACCCCGUUCGAUGGGACCUUACGACGGGUCAGCCUACGGAUUAUCAUGUUGCCCCUGGCGGUGCUGCCGACAGUGCUCAUGAAUACACCUUGAAGCAGUUCCUGCUGACGGGCAAGACGGAUAAAGCAAACCUCGAGAUGUACCUUCGAGCAACGAUGUACAUCAUGGGGGAGCUCAUGUUCAUCUCUCCGAAACGUCACCUUCUAUACGCGACCGACGUGUACCAAUACGAGAACGAGGCGCGGUACUCGCACACGUUCGAGCACCUCUCUUGCUUCCUCCCUGGCCUCUUCGCGCUCGGUGUGCACACCCUCCCACUCGAUGACCUUGCCUCACUUGGCGUCGACAUACACGAACUCGCAAAGGACCUCCUCCCGCGACACCAGAAGAUGUACGACUACAUCACGAAGCACUACACGCUCGGCGAGCUGCACCUCUGGGCCGCGCAGGGCAUGGCGCAGACGUGCUGGCUGACGUACGCGGACCAGCCGACGGGCCUCGGGCCGGAUUCGGUGACGAUGCGUGCGGGUGGCAUAUACGACGAGGUGCCGUGGCUGGAUGCGUUGGAUGCGUGGCGCAAGGCGGGACGGAAGGGGAGUCCGCCGGGGGUGGGCGGGAAGACGCCGUGGACGCAGUGGAAUCUGACGUAUGCGAGUGCGAAGGACCGGGAUCGUAUUUUUGCGGAGAGGGAUUAUGGGCUGAAGAACGCGGCGUAUUAUCUGAGGCCUGAGGCGGUGGAAUCGUUUUAUUUGCUCUGGCGCACGACGGGCGACGUGAGGUGGCGGCACCACGGGUGGGACAUGUUCCAAGCAAUCGAGAAGAUCACAAAGGUGGAAGCGGGGUAUGCAUGCGUGCACAAUGUACAUCUGGAAGAUUACAAACUCCACGAUGAGAUGCCUAGCUUCUUCCUCGCAGAGACGCUCAAGUACCUGUACCUGCUGUUCCAUGAGGAAGAUCUCGUGCCGCUAGAGCAAUGGGUGUUUAACACCGAGGCGCACCCGCUGCCUGUGUUUGAGUGGGAGCAAAGGGAGAAGGAGGCGUAUGGGAUAAAUUGAGCCGGCAGGGACCUGAAGCUGCCGACUCACGAUCUGUGUAUAAUUUACUUGAGGUAAAAUCGGUUUUAAAUGGACAAUAUUAUUGGACUUGCUUUCGUGGAUU
This is a messenger RNA of Coniophora puteana RWD-64-598 SS2, 2125 nucleotides long. Its product is annotated as glycoside hydrolase family 47 protein. NCBI's taxonomy places the organism in Eukaryota, Fungi, Basidiomycota, Agaricomycetes, Boletales, Coniophoraceae. Bases 178 to 2022 code for a protein of 614 amino acids. Gene Ontology annotation, cellular component: endoplasmic reticulum; Golgi membrane. The transcript is spliced from 9 exons. The record is from RefSeq and is a predicted model, not a curated record. Gene Ontology annotation, biological process: carbohydrate metabolic process; N-glycan processing. Gene Ontology annotation, molecular function: mannosyl-oligosaccharide 1,2-alpha-mannosidase activity; calcium ion binding.